AUGGCGCGUCGCCGGACGUAUACCGUCGCCAUGGUCAGCGACUACUUCUUCCCACAGCCAGGCGGCGUCGAAUCGCACAUAUACCAGCUGUCAAGCAAGCUGAUCGAUCGAGGUCACAAAGUCAUCAUCAUCACUCACGCCUACGACGACCGCAAGGGCGUGCGCUACCUCACAAAUGGCGUCAAGGUCUACCACGUACCGUUCUUCGUUAUCUACCGAAAUACAACCUUCCCAACCGUGUUCUCAUUCUUCCCCGUGUUCCGCAACAUUUGCAUUCGCGAAAGGAUAGAGAUUGUACAUGGCCAUGGCAGCCUGAGCAGUCUGUGCCACGAGGCGAUUCUGCAUGCGCGAACCAUGGGCUUGAGGACGGUGUUUACAGAUCAUUCUUUAUUCGGCUUCGCAGACGCUGCGAGUAUCUUGACGAACAAACUCCUCAAGUUCAUCCUCAGCGACGUCGAUCACAGCAUCUGCGUGAGCCACACUUGUAAGGAGAACACCGUCCUCAGAGCAUCCCUUGACCCUUUAAUGGUGUCUGUAAUUCCCAAUGCCAUUGUUGCAGAGUCUUUCCGUCCGCGCAACUACCGAUCAUCAUCUCGCGCUGGCGCCAACGGGUUUCAAACUGAUCCUCCUCCUGCUCGACCACUAGCCCCCCAUGAGAUGAUCACCAUUGUAGUCAUCUCUCGUCUCUUUUACAACAAGGGCACCGAUUUGCUCACGGCUGCUAUACCUCGUAUCCUCGAGGAGCAUCCCAACACACGCUUCCUGAUUGCUGGCUCCGGGCCGAAUGCCAUCGACCUAGAACAGAUGAUUGAGACCAAUGUCCUGCAGGACAGGGUCCAGAUGCUCGGCUCCAUUCGCCACGAGGAAGUGCGCGAUGUCAUGACCAGGGGGCACAUCUACCUUCAUCCAUCCCUCACCGAGGCCUUUGGCACGGUCAUUGUCGAAGCGGCAUCAUGUGGGCUUUACGUUGUUUGCACUCAGGUGGGCGGGAUUCCAGAGGUUCUCCCCAGCCACAUGACCACAUUUGCCAAACCCGAGGAGGACGAUGUUGUGGCGGCUACGGGGAAAGCUAUCACUGCCAUGCGAGCAGGCCAGGUCCGCACGGAAAAGUUCCAUGACCAAGUGAAGAAGAUGUACUCUUGGUCGAACGUCGCGCUGCGCACGGAGCGUGUGUACGAUGGCAUCACGGGCACGAUUUCUGAGGAGGACUUUUACGGAUGCGAUACUGGGGGCUACAACGGAAGUCGCAUACGGGAUUUCACUCUCAUCGACCGAUUGAAGAGGUAUUAUGGCUGUGGUAUUUGGGCAGGUAAACUGUUCUGCCUCUGCGUGGCCAUUGACUACCUAUUCUUCCUGUUUCUGGAGUGGUGGUUCCCAAGGGAGAAUAUAGACACCUGCCCUGACUGGCCGAGGAAGCCUUCCGCAGACGAGCGAACCAGUUCUGUAGACGCGGAUGCGAAGCGACCUUAG
Emericellopsis atlantica is the source of this 1470-nucleotide messenger RNA. RefSeq names its product glycosyltransferase family 4 protein. The transcript is spliced from 2 exons. The record is from RefSeq and is a predicted model, not a curated record. Gene Ontology annotation, molecular function: phosphatidylinositol N-acetylglucosaminyltransferase activity. Gene Ontology annotation, biological process: GPI anchor biosynthetic process. NCBI's taxonomy places the organism in Eukaryota, Fungi, Ascomycota, Sordariomycetes, Hypocreales, Bionectriaceae. The coding region runs from base 1 to 1470 and encodes 489 amino acids. Gene Ontology annotation, cellular component: glycosylphosphatidylinositol-N-acetylglucosaminyltransferase (GPI-GnT) complex.